AUGACCACAGAAAUCGCGGCUGGUACCCCUCUGGCGGAGGCCUUGAGCAAUGCUAUCCAGCCCAAACUCGCGGAAAUGGGCUGGACCUCCGAUGGCGGCGAUGAUUCAGCUUUGAUUGAAUACAUUAUCCUGAUGCUAGUCAACGGCAAAAGUCAAGAACAGAUCGCAGACGAACUUUCCAAUGAUUUGCUCGGCCUUGGCAGUGAAGGAGAUACACAAGCUUUGGAGUUUUCAAGAUGGCUCUUUGAACAGGUCGAAGUCCUUAAUCGACAGAUCAACGGCGGUGGCGCACCGGUCGCAAACGAGACGGCACAGGCUAUCCCGUCGUUCAACGACCAAACAGCGACUUCGCAAGAGGGUAAUGGAGGAGGAGAUCAGGAUGCCACUAUGAACAUGGUUGAUGGCUCGCACACGGAUGAUUCGAUACCUACAGGACCGAAGGCGAUGCGUGGCGGCCGCCAAGCUGGGAGGGGUCGAAUGUUGAACCAGAUCAACAGAGCUUUAGAUCGCAACAGUGACUCAACUUUACACCGUGUCCGCGGUCAACAUGGCCGGAUCAAUUCUCAUGGUCGGGACCACACCAAAGGACGGCCUCAUCAGAACGGCGGGGGUAGGCGGCAAAUGAAUAAUGGACUGCCCAUGGGUGCCGCCCAAUCAAUGAUGAACAUGAGCCCGCAAGAUCAGAUGCACUUGAUGUCGCUGCUAGAGGAACAAGCUCGGAUGAUGGCGCAGCUCAUGCCGGGAUUUGUCUCACCUGCGAUCAACCCGGCAUUUCAACAAAACAACCAACAGCAACAAGGACGCUCCUUGUUCGACCGUGUUGAGCGUCAAGGACGUCCACAUGGUAACUCUUCUAAUCGUGCCCAGCACCAUGGCGUCUCAGCAAAACCACCCUCCGACGGCGACAUGGAUACCAAGCCUGAUGGCGCACAGGAUGAGAGUAAUAACGACAGUGUCUGCCGCUUCAAUCUUCGCUGUACCAGAAAAGACUGCCCCUUUGCGCACCAGUCACCAGCUGCGCCGGAAGGUACUCCUGUGGACGUGGCCGACAUAUGCACAUACGGCGCCGCAUGCAAAAACCGGAAAUGUACAGGACGCCAUCCUUCUCCCGCCGUCAAGUCCGCACACCAGGCCGAGGAGCUCUGCAAGUUCUUCCCCCAUUGUACCAACCCUCACUGCUCCUUCAAACAUCCCUCAAUGCCUCUGUGCCGCAACGGGGCCGACUGCACUGCGGAAGGUUGCAAAUUCACCCAUCUUCAAACGCCUUGCAAAUUUAACCCAUGCCUCAACCCAAACUGUCCUUACAAGCAUGCGGAAGGCCAGAAAGGUGCCUUUCCGGACAAAGUUUGGACUGCGGAUCAGAACAAGCCCCGUGUCAGCGAGAGGAAGUUUGUUUCAGAUGAGGAUGUUGCUGAAGAGCUGAUCAAGCCGGGUGCUGCAAGCGAGGAUGGUAAUCAGAACCAGGAAAUCAUAACGUGA
Aspergillus lentulus is the source of this 1479-nucleotide messenger RNA. RefSeq names its product mRNA-binding protein NAB2. The record is from RefSeq and is a predicted model, not a curated record. Gene Ontology annotation, cellular component: nucleus; cytoplasm. Gene Ontology annotation, biological process: regulation of mRNA stability. Gene Ontology annotation, molecular function: poly(A) binding. NCBI's taxonomy places the organism in Eukaryota, Fungi, Ascomycota, Eurotiomycetes, Eurotiales, Aspergillaceae.